CUACAACACAGAGAUCCAGCCAUGACUCCUACAGUCACUUCAGCAAUAACCUACUCUGAGGAACACCUGACUCUCACUAACAAGCUAAGAAAGCCACAGGUGGAGAAGUUACGUAAAGAUCGUAUCAACAGCAGCAUUGAGCAGAUCAAGUCUCUCCUGGGUCCAGAACUCUUCAACCAGCAGCCUGACUCCAAGCUGGAGAAAGCUGACAUCCUGGAGAUGACAGUUUCUUUAUUGAGCCGCCUGCAGCCAAUCAGCUCAUCUUCCUGCUCUGCACCUACCAAUCAGGGUCACUCCAGGUGUGUCCAAGAGAUGGUGCACUUCCUGUCCAAGGAGGAGAUGGAGACAGAUUCCCAGAGAAGACUGUUGAGCCACUUCCAGAGCCAGCAGUCAUCCUCUGAUAAGAACAGGAGGAAGACUGACCUGCCUCAGCUGAGCUCCCCAGCCCAGCACAGCAUCAGUAAAGAGAAGAGUCCAGUCAACAGCACCCCCUGGAGGCCCUGGUAGAGACCUACAGACUGCAGCUCUACUCCCAGACAUGACCAUGUUGGUCAGAGAUUAACAUUACCAAUAACACUAUUGACAAGUGAAGAUGAUGUUCUGUAUGAACAGAACGAUUGCUGAUUUUGAUAUUGAUCAUUACAAUCUGAAGCUUUUUUGGUUACCCAAACUGGGUAUUAUUCAUUGAAUCUCUCAGAUUUCCUCUGAUCUGUUCAAAGGUCAACCAAUCUCUUCAGGUUAAUCCUGAAUUUCACACUACAUUUUUGUAGUAUUAAUUUUGAUGUGCAUCUCUGUGAAGUUUGUAUCAGUUUGUUUCUAUGUAAACUUUCAGUAAGUGAUACAUUAUCACUGUUCCUUCAUGAGGAUUAUUUACCCAAAAUGGGUAUCACUAUUAUCAUCUUUCUGUGAUUAUUGUUAAACUAUCUGUUUCAAGAUUAAUAUAUUUACUCAAACUAUGAAUAACUUUGAAAUAUUUCUAUUGAGGAAUAUCAAGUUUUAAUUGUCAAACUUCUGUUCAUGUUGGACGGAUCUAAGUUUUUCAAAAGGAUAGUUCUUUAAUAUGUUUUCUCUACUCUGGUAGUUUAUGUUUAAAUAUGCAUUGUGAAAGGAGAACAUUAUUUUCUCUGUAAAUGUACUGUUUAAGCUAGACCGAUCAUUUGCCUUUUGUAAAGACAGACGUUAAAUAUCUAUCCUCUACUCUGUUAGAGUGCUUAUUAUGCAUAUGUUUUAUUUGUGUGAAGAAAGGAGAACGUUCUUUUCUCAGUAAACUAACUGUUUAUGUUAAAUAGUUCAAUGUGUUUUUUGUAAAGACAGAUGUUCAAUAUAUAUCCUCUACUCUGUUAGAGUACCUUGUGUCUUGGAAACGUGUCCAAGGUAUGUUGUGAUGUUUAAUCACUCAGUUUGCCUAAUGUUGAGGUAUCUAUGAUGA
Messenger RNA from Hypomesus transpacificus, 1429 nucleotides. Its product is annotated as transcription factor HES-5-like. Gene Ontology annotation, biological process: anterior/posterior pattern specification; regulation of neurogenesis; regulation of transcription by RNA polymerase II. The record is from RefSeq and is a predicted model, not a curated record. Gene Ontology annotation, cellular component: nucleus. Bases 22 to 507 code for a protein of 161 amino acids. The transcript has 2 exons. NCBI's taxonomy places the organism in Eukaryota, Metazoa, Chordata, Actinopteri, Osmeriformes, Osmeridae. Gene Ontology annotation, molecular function: protein dimerization activity; RNA polymerase II cis-regulatory region sequence-specific DNA binding; DNA-binding transcription factor activity, RNA polymerase II-specific.